This is a messenger RNA of Lolium perenne, 1968 nucleotides long. RefSeq names its product pentatricopeptide repeat-containing protein At5g15010, mitochondrial. Gene Ontology annotation, molecular function: protein binding. The record is from RefSeq and is a predicted model, not a curated record. Lineage: Eukaryota; Viridiplantae; Streptophyta; Magnoliopsida; Poales; Poaceae.
GAAAACCCAAAAUCGCAAGUAGAGGGAUACUGCAGAUCGAAGCCGUCGCCGAUGAGCCCGACGGAGAAGAGCGCGGAGGGGGAAGGGUCCCCGCGCGCGGAGGCCUUCCUCGACAUCCUCGGCCGCGUCCCGCCGGCCGAUGUGGAGGCGGCGCUGACCUCCUGCGGCGUCGGCCCGACGGCGGAGGCCGCGGAGCAGGUGCUCAAGUCCCCCAUCUGCUACACCCGGCCCAAAUCGGCCGUCCGCUUCUUCCGGUGGGCGAAGCGGUCCGUGCAGCUCACCGCCUACGCCUGGAACCUCCUCGUGGACAUCCUCGGUAAGGCCGCCAUGUUCGACCCCAUGUGGGACGCCGUCCUCUCCAUGAGCCAGGAGGGCGGCGGCCUCCUCUCCGUCGCCACCUUCGCCUCCAUGUUCGCCUCCUACUGCGCGCGCCGCAACUUCAAGGAGGCCGCCCUGGCCUUCGACGUCAUGGAGCGCCACGGCGUGCCGCCCGACGCCGUCGCUCUCAACUCGCUCCUCUCCGCCAUGUGCCGCCAGGACGGCGGCGCGCAGCCCGCGUCCGAGGCCUUCGAAACCUACAAGACCAAGGUCGCCCCCGACGCCGACACCUUCGCGAUACUGCUCGAGGCCUGGGAGAAGGAGGGGAACGUCCAGCGCGCCAAGAGCACCUUCGGCGAGAUGAUUGUCCGUGUCGGCUGGGACAGAAGCAACAUGCCGGCCUACGACGCCUUCCUUUCGACGCUGGUGCAAGGGGGCCAGCUCAACGAGGCCUUCAGCUUCCUGCAGGUGAUGAGGACCAAUGGCUGCCUCCCGGGGCUCAAGUUCUUCGCCAACGCCAUCGACAUCCUCAUCCGCAAGGGAGACCACGUCAACGCUAUCGCUAUUUGGCAGAUUAUGGUCUCGGAUGCAGGGCUGGUUCCUAACCUCCCAAUGUACAACGCCAUAAUCGCCCUCUGCUGCAGCGUCGGUAACACCGACUACGCCUUCCACAUGCUUGACGAAAUGCCCUUAAAUGGGGUCUUUGCAGAUUCUGUUACAUAUAAUGCCAUACUAGAGGGGCUCAUCAACCAGCGCAAGCCUCGCGAGGCUGAAGCUUUCCUCGCAGAGAUGAGCAAGAACGAGCAGCUGCCCUCCACGUCCAACUGCGCCGCUGCUAUCCGCUUAUUCUCUGAGGAGUUCAACCCAUCUGCCGCAGUUGACGUGUGGCACUGCAUUGUGGAGCACCAAAUCACCCCAGCUGAGGAAUCUGCCAAAGAGCUAAUAGCUGGGCUUCUCACCUUUAGCAGGUUUGCCGAUGUGAAGAAAUAUUCCGAGGAGAUGAUUGACAUGGGAAUUAAGUUUCCUCAGUCCACCAUAGAAAAGUUUAAGUACACAUUUGAUAAGGCUGACAGGCUCCACAUAUAUGACCAAAUUGCAAGAAGGAUGAAGCAGCGGUAGCAACACAUGGAUGGUGUAAUUCAUCAGAAACGAGGGAGACAAGAGGAGCUGCGGGGUUGGGUUUCUGCUGCUUAAGCAAGCUGUGGUAUACAUCUUCAAAGGGGCACGUGGAUGGAGGUAUUUGGUGCAGUGUAUACGUUUUUGCGAAGUUGUUUUGCACCAAAAAGGUUCUUUGGAAGGUGUUUCCUUCUUGGGGAAGAAACAGUUUCAGAGAUGGUUGUGAACUUCAAAUGCUAGUCUUAGCUAUUCAUUUAGUUCAAUCAGGAACAGUCUGCUGCCUUUUCUUUUCUGUUGGUCUUUAAAUCUCUGCAUUAUUCGUUUGAUUCUGAGUGGAAAGGGAUAGGGAGAUUCCCUUUCCAGCUCAAAUAUAUAACACACGCGAAGCUGCUAGUAUUUUCGGAACUGGAAGGGCAUUAUUUCUUUGUGAGGCGAUCCUUCUCUGCGCUUAAAAACGCUGCAUGCCUGAUUGCUACGGGUUGGUCGAAUAAUAGACCACCCAUUCUAUGGAUAGUGGAGAAGAGAAAGGUCAUC